CGAGAAUUUGUGGACGGUCCCUUAAGUUUCUGAUGAAAUCUCUCCCCGGAGCAAGAAGACGGACUCACCGACACACGGAAGCGAGGCAAAGAUUAUACUUGUAAUUCGGGAAAGGCCUGGAGGUUAUAAACCACGGAUAGAUAUUUUUUGAAACAGUUAAACCCGGAGAACGAAGCCAAGAGAUUGUUUCUUUCCUAAUAGAGUAUUUCAAAUUAGACGAUACUCCUGUUAAAGCUAACUGCGAAGCUAGCUAGCUUCUCCCGUUAAGCUACCCUGCUAGCAUCCGCCGUUGGAAUCCGCAGACCUCAAGCCGCCCGUUGCCUUCUCUACGGAUAUAUAAAGCCGACUCUAAAAGGAACAUGGCUCGUCUUACUUCGUCACAUCGGGGCUCGUCCGCCUUGUUUUUUGUCCCCGUCUUCGCGAAGUUCUCCACCAGAAAGAAGUCCAACCACCGCUCUCAGAAGAGCGUCAACGCCGCGGAGCGCGCCGGUCGCACGGACGUCAUUCCCUGGGUUCCCGCUUGCUGCGGCGGUCGGUACGUGUGCCAGCACGUGUAACGACGACAUCCACGUCAAACUAUUGUCACUAAACGUGUGUCGUACAUAGAUGUCCAGAGCUCCCGUUGACCCGGCUGGAGCCGCUGCAGCCUUCGACAGUUUGACAGCUGUCACGUUCGCCGCCGAGCUGCCGUUUGUGAUCAGUUUUCUCAGGUCGCAUAGUUUAUAUUUUUGCACUUUUAAACUUGAAGAAAAACAUGUUAAGAAAUUUUAACGGUGAGGGACAUUUGUCUGGCGGACACAGCUCGUCCUUCCCCGCCGGACGUGGACUCGCCUCUCCCGGGCUUGACACUCAGGAAAGCUCGUGGCUCGGCCUACUGUCAAGGCCCGCAAUGGCAUUUCUGCAACGAUGUCUCCCGGGCCGACCGCAAACCCCCGUCAGGGCGGAAACGGGAGCCGGGUGGCUCAGUGGGGGUUUAAAGAACAACUUAAUCGAUGAUGAUGAACGCGAGUUGUUGAGACAGCUGGACGACAUGAUGCCGCUCACACAGCACGCCGCCCCUCACCUGACCCACCUGCGGCAUCAGCACGACCGGGCCGCCGGCCGCCUGGAGCCUUGGGGCGGCGGCACUUUAACGUGGUUUACCGCUGAUUCGCUGCUGGAAAUGGGAAUUCAAACCUCGGAGGAAAUUGACUUAAAUUACUGCCCGCAAGCCCACAUUGGAUAUUUUUCUUCUAAUGCUUUUCUCAGUCAUGAUCUGUUGAGCUUGGUGUCAUCUCAGGAAACUGGUCCCCGAGGAGGGAAGGACUGGGAGCCGGCGGGUCAUCUGGCAAAGAUCUGCAGGGGUAAAAGCAGGACGUGGUGGGGCAGCUUCUGGGACGGUGAGGAGAGCUUCCGUAAAGGGCUGCCGUCAGAUGUCUCCAGGGCCGGGGAGGUCCCCAUCACAGGCUGUCCUUGUCCACAACAACCAGCGGUGGAAACAAAAGCAAACGAAACAACAGGUCUGUUUGUCCAGUGCGGUGGCCGGGGAUGGACGCCGGGAGAAAACACUGGACUGACUGACGUCAAAGAGGAGCUGUCACACAACGGAGGCCUUCCAACGGUCCAGAACACGGAGCGGUCCGCCACGGACCGCCUCCCCAAAAUCGGUAACCACCUGAGCAGUUCAGGAGCUGCCGCCGCCUGCAGUGAGGUGGCACUUCUGACCCCUGAUCGGGACAAUGGUUACUCCGCUCUGGAGCAGGAGCUCUUCCUGGUGGGCAUGAAAGUUCAGAGUGAAGCGCGGUCGCAGCAGGAGGUCGAUUCAGUUAAAAAUGGCACCCCCGGCGAGACAGAGAUGGAGGAAGGGACCUCUGAGGAGGGAGAGGAAAAGUCCGUGGAGCCAAUAGCGCUCACCCAUCCGCAGUGCCAAAAUAAAGCCAUCGCCUUCAUCAUGGGAUGCCCCUGCAGUGACGACAGUAGCCAAUCAGACGGGACCUCCAGUGAUGACGAUGACUACGAUGAUGAUGCUGGCUUUAAAAGCGACGGCUCGUCUGAUCAGUCAGACUCAACGGACGACGAAGAUGAUGAUGAAGAAGAGGACGAUGAAGCCUCAGACAGCGACGCCGACACUGAGGCGAAACGCAUGUGGAGCUCCCUUUGCAAAAGUGUUGAUCCCUACAACCCCCGAAACUUCACCGCCCAGCAGCACACCGUCACCUCCCCACCCAGGCCCAUCCCCACGCCUCCGUCUUCCGCUCUGUCCACCCCGGGGUCCUCCCCCGAAGUCACCCCGCUGCCUCUCACCUCGUCCUCCCCUCCGUCCGGCAGCGACACCUGGGACGACUCCACCUCAGCCAGCGAAGUGGACGAAGCGGAAAGCCUCCGCCUGUUUAGCUCCUUCGGCUGCUCCUCGGACCCUUACAGCCCCUUAAACUUCCAGGCAACGUUCAGGAGCCAAGGGUCCGUAGAGGAGGCGGGGCCCCGGGCCAGGCCGAAGAAGGCCUCCCAGACUCCCUCCUGCUCCUUCCGCCCGAACCCGGCGGCUCCUCCUGAGUACAGGAAGGAGGAGGCGGAGGAGAGGCUGGACAGUGGCUUCUCUGAGCUCUCCACCACGCAGAGCUGCAGCACGACCAAAAAGGUUCGUUUCUGUGACGAUGUGGAGGAGUUCUUUGCCAGCUGUGGGGAGGAGGGCGAGGUGGAGGACCGGCGGGGCCCCUGGGAGGAGCUGGCCCGGGACCGCUGCAGAUUCCUGCGGCGCUGCCAGGAAGUGGAGCAGAGCAUCGACUACUGCCUGCAGCCACAGCACCGCACCCUGGUGUACCACCGCCUAGUCACUGUGCUCUACACCCAGGACGCCUGAGCACCCUCAAGCUGUCCUCAGCCCUCCAUGCCAGAGGACAACUACUCCGAUCUGUCCUGGAUGCACGGGGGUCGAUCCGCUCUCUACUUCCUGGAAGCACGGGGGUCGAUCCGCUCUCUACUUCCUGGAAGCACGGGGGGUCGAUCCGCUCUCUACUUCCUGGAAGCACGGGGGGUUGAUCCGCUCUCUACUUCCUGGAAGCACGGGGGGUUGAUCUGCUCUCUACUUCCUGGAAGCACGGGGGGGCGAUCCGCUCUCUACUUCCUGGAAGCACGGGGGGGCGAUCCGCUCUCUACUUCCUGGAAGCACGGGGGGGCGAUCCGCUCUCUACUUCCUGGAAGCACGGGGGGGCGAUCCGCUCUCUACUUCCUGGAAGCACGGGGGGGCGAUCCGCUCUCUACUUCCUGGAAGCACGGCGGUCGAUCCGCUCUCUACUUCCCGGAAGCACGGG
Molecule: messenger RNA, 3290 nt
Organism: Gasterosteus aculeatus aculeatus (three-spined stickleback)
Lineage: Eukaryota; Metazoa; Chordata; Actinopteri; Perciformes; Gasterosteidae
Gene: ppp1r15b
Product: protein phosphatase 1, regulatory subunit 15B
Biological process (GO): response to endoplasmic reticulum stress
Cellular component (GO): endoplasmic reticulum; protein phosphatase type 1 complex
Molecular function (GO): protein phosphatase regulator activity
Source: RefSeq, a predicted model, not a curated record